UUAAAUUUACCACAGGCCAGCAAGCAAAGAUUUUUAACUUUCUCAUGUAACAUACAAAAUGAAUAUUCCGAUAGCGAGUCAAUUAUUUAUAAACAUUAGACAAAGCAUAAGCCCUACUUUACUGGUUUACAACCUUUUAGUCGAUUUCGUAGUUUUAAUGUGGUGACUGGAAUAUGCUUUUGAAAUUAUUUGCACUAGUAUUUUUUUCUAAAGUUACUUGGGAAAUUGAAUUAAACGAACGAUGGAUCUUCCCUGACUAUGAUUUUCAUUCGAUAACAGAAAGAUACAAUUUAAGACGAAGAUUUCUUGAUAGGAAAAUGGAGAAUAAAAAUCAAGAUAUGAGAUUGAAGUUAUUUGACACUUUAUCAACUAACACUGUGUACUCAGAAAAUAUACUACACACGAAAAUAAGUGAACAUAACUCCAAAGACUACGAAAACAUCUUCAGACAAUUUUUAACUAUGAAUGGAGUAACAUAUGUCUACAAAAGAGGAUUUCACUGGCGAACAUGGAGGAAGAUAAAUAUAAACAAUAAUGAAACAGUUGUGUGCUACAAGUGUCAGAAUUACUUAAAUGCUUCGUGUGCUAAAUGCUACAAUGGCUAUUGGAUUAUAGAUAAGAGUCCACCUUGCCCUUAUGAAAUCUAUUCGUUAAUACAACCAAAAAUAUUAUGCGUUAUUAAUAUAACACAAUAUUAUAAACCAUUUGAGCACUGUCCUCAGAUAAUUAGCUUGGAUAAAUUGAUGGAAACAUGUAGUAAUCCAAUGGAAACAAAAUGGAGGAUUCUUCGUAAUUACUCUGGAAGCGAGAAUUCGAUAAAGAUCUGCCAAGGAAGAGAUAAUUGCGAAAUGACAACAUUAUAUUCGAUAAACCAAGAUUCAAUCACAUUUCGUAUAAUAAAUUCAACCAAUCAAAUAAUUUACUCUCGUGUAAUGAAAAGUGGUCAAACGAAUUACGCAUGCGUUGAUGAUUGCGGUUAUAUAACCCCUCAUCAUGACAUUGUUAAAAAUGACAAACACAUUAUACUUGAUUUAUUACAUAACCUAAAAAACAAAAGAGAGAACUUGAAGGAAAAGUUUAUUACAAGCAAAGUUCAUCAACUGGCAACAUCGAGUGGAAAAAAACCGUUACCUAAUAUUCUCGAUUUCAAAAACAAUGCUAUAACGAUUUAUAAAAAGCCAAAAAAGAAAAUGUUUAAAUAUAGUUCGGGAGAAUGGUUUAAACCGGUAAAGUCGGUUAUGAUAAAUAAGAAACCGGUAAAUGAAAAAACACAAUGCAAGAAAAUUCAGGACUUCUACGAGGAAGUUGAAAAUGGAUCAGAUUAUUAUGAUUAUUGAAAACUCAAAUAAAACAGUUGUUUGACUUU
Pieris napi is the source of this 1366-nucleotide messenger RNA. RefSeq lists its product as uncharacterized. The transcript is spliced from 3 exons. The coding region runs from base 174 to 1337 and encodes 387 amino acids. Lineage: Eukaryota; Metazoa; Arthropoda; Insecta; Lepidoptera; Pieridae. The record is from RefSeq and is a predicted model, not a curated record.